AUGAAAAGUUCUCACAGGCCUGAAUUGAGCCAUACACUCUCUCUCAAUAUCCCUUUUGAAAACGAAAGACAAGCAGAAAUAGCGGUAAACGCCCUCUCCCCAGAUCCAAUCCUGAAACCGCAAGAUUUCCACAUCAUAUACACGAAGAAUGCAUCCGACUUAUCGAUCCUUUUCUCUGCAGUCGAUGACAGGGUGCUGCGUGUGGGCGUAAGCAGUAUUAUAGAAAGUGUCAAAACAGUGAUCGAAACCAUUGAUGAGUUGCAAUAA
This is a messenger RNA of Lachancea mirantina, 267 nucleotides long. Lineage: Eukaryota; Fungi; Ascomycota; Saccharomycetes; Saccharomycetales; Saccharomycetaceae. The record is from the annotation of a GenBank genome assembly.